AAGAGAGAGAGAGAUACGGAGGGGGCUAGAGGAUUUUCCUUUUGGCGAUGCGUUACAAAUCUGCUUCGGACUCACUCUUUAUCAGCUAGUCGAAGUUGUUACUCCUCGUCCACCCUGGUCUGUUGUCUUCAAGAUAAAAGCGCUGGGAAUAAACCUUGAAGACAUGACGUGGGGCACAGAUUUGUGGGACCAGUAUGAUAACAUUGAGAAACACACACAGUCAGGUUUGGACCUGAUGGACCGCUAUGUGAAGUUUGUUAAAGAGAGGACCGAGAUCGAGCAAGCCUACGCCAAACAACUCAGAUCUUUGACAAAGAAGUUCACAAGACGAGGUGGUAAAGAUGAAGCCGAGUUCAAGUUCACCAAUCACCAGGCGUUUCAGGAAGUCCUGACAGAGCUGAAUGACUACGCCGGGCAGAGGGAGGUCGUGGCCGAGAACAUGACUGUCAACAUCUGUGCCGAGCUCACCAAGAUCCUCUUCGAGCUCAAACAAGAGCGAAAGACUCACCUGUCUGAUGCCAAGAAAGCCCAACAGAACCUGGAGAUCACACUAAAACAGCUGGAGACUAGUAAGAAGCGCUUUGAGAAGGAGUGGAAGGAAGCUGAAAAGGCCAACCAACAGGCUGAGAGAGUAGAGCAGGACAGCAGCUCUACCAAAGCCGACGUGGACAAGGCCAAGCAGCAUGCACACAUGCGCACGCACAUGGCGGAUGAGUGUAAGAAUGACUACGCCGCCCAGCUUCAGAAGUACAACAAAGAACAGAACCAGUUCUACUACAGCGAGAUCCCCAGCAUAUUCAAUAAUCUGCAGGGCCUGGAUGAGAAGCGCAUCAGGAAGUUGUCUGAGGGCUACGCUCUUUUUGCUGACACUGAGAAACAGGUUAUGCCCAUCAUCACCAAAUGUCUUGAUGGCAUCAGCAUGGCAGGUAGCAAGACCAAUGAGAAGCAGGACUCGCAGCUCUUCAUAGAGCAGCAUAAGUCAGGGCUGGUGCCUCCUUCUGACGUGGACUUUGAGGACUGCAGUCAGGGCGUCAAGGCCGCCAGCUCAGAGAAUGCGCUUAACAUGCCCAAAGUACGUAUCAAGGACUUCUUCAACAAGAGGAAGCACAAGAACUCUAGAGAAGAGAAGACGCCCCCUCCAGCUGAGGACUUCUCCCACUUGCCUCCGGAGCAGAGGAAGAAGCGUCUGCAGCAGAAGGUGGACGACAUCGGCAAAGAGCUCCAGAAGGAGAUGGAUCAGAGUGAGGCCCUGGAGAAGAUGAAGGGUGUGUAUGUGAAGAACGCCCAGCUGGGCGACCCCUCCAGCCUGGAGCCUCAGAUUCUGCAGACGGCCCAGAACGUCAGCAGACUGAAGGGAGAUCUGGCCAAAUAUGAGUCCUGGUUGAACGAGGCUGGAGGAGUGUUAGAGAACAUCAGCUCCCAAAUCAACAACAACUUGAACAGUUCUGCUGGUAGCAAUAUAAUGGCUGCCCCAACUGUGCAAGACCCUGGGGUGUAUGAGGACGGCUUCUACGAAGACUUUGAUGACGAAGAACCUGAAGUGCCCUUGGGCCAGUGCUCGGCCCUAUACAGCUUUGAUGGCUCCAGUGAGGGCACCAUCUGUAUACAGGAGGGCGAGCAGCUCAGCGUGAUGGAGGCGGACCAGGGCGACGGCUGGAUGCGUGUGCGCCGCGUCAACGGAGACGAGGGUUACGUGCCCUCUACCUACAUCAAGAAGAACUGA
Clupea harengus (Atlantic herring) is the source of this 1723-nucleotide messenger RNA. RefSeq names its product cdc42-interacting protein 4 homolog (gene trip10b). Gene Ontology annotation, molecular function: protein binding. Bases 164 to 1723 code for a protein of 519 amino acids. The transcript has 16 exons. The record is from RefSeq and is a predicted model, not a curated record. Gene Ontology annotation, biological process: signal transduction. Lineage: Eukaryota; Metazoa; Chordata; Actinopteri; Clupeiformes; Clupeidae.